UCGCCCUCUGCUGGUAUAUAUGCUGCAUUACAAGUGUAUGUUAUACAUCUAUCUAUCUAUCUAUCUAUCUAUCUAUCUAUCUAUCUAUCUAUCUAUCUAUCUAUCUAUCUAUCUAUUUUUGCCAUUAUAUAAUCUUUCCGACUGUCUGUCUCUCUAUCCAUAUGUUUUUAUCAAUAUAUAUUCUAUUAUCCAACUGCAUAGUGAGCUUUUUGCAACCAUCCAGAUUCCAGAAUAUCAAUAUUUCUUUCUGAUAGACAAGUAUGGCCUUCAAACUUCAAAAUACUUCAAACUAAAAACCUUCAAACUUAGAACUUCAAGCUUUUAAAACAACUUAAACCUUUCAGGCUUUGUUGAGCCAAGACCCAAGUUUGUCUUAAAAAAAAACCUUUUGAUCUAGUUAUAUAGUAUGGGCUCAUAAAAACUGCAUGUAUGAUAAAUACAGGUGACAGAAAUGUCACACUGCUUCACUGUCCAAUUUGUGUUGUUUUUAGUAUUAUAUGUACUAUCAGUAUCAUUUAUAUGAUACUUUCUAUUAAGAAACAAGGAAACAAGUCCAGCAGCGCAUCAGAUUUGGCUCACAGAUAUUUUGUUUGCAUUACUCUGAAGUCUUCAUCUGUCUCUCUUCGGUGGAGGGAAGAGAAAGUCUGAGUAUAAACAGACUCUGCCUCAGCAGCCGCUCAAUGGCUCUGGAGGAACGAGGAUGUAAACACUGAGCUGCUCUCUGUCUCCUACUGAAAACUCUUUCUGCAAGAACAGGACGAUUGUGAGGUGAGGAGAACAGCAGGAACAUCAGUCCACCAGAAAAAUACAGAAAAUACAGAAAAACAGAAAAAGUAAGAAUGCAGUCAGAGCUUGUGUCAUCGGCGAUGCUUCAGCCUCCCAAUGCAUCCGUCACUCCAGCAUACCUGGAGUUCUUCAACUCGACAGAGUGGGAACUAGUCCACUCCAUCAUUCCACCGUACAUCUUCACCGUGUGCUUGACAGGAAUUCUGGGAAAUGUUUUGGUAUUGGUAGUGUUCCUGCUCCAGGGAAGCCGCUGGUCCGUGCCUGAGAUCUAUCUCGGGAAUCUGGUGCUGGCUGACCUCCUCCUGCUAGUCUGUCUGCCGUUUUGGGCCUUGAACAUCCUGAACUAUUUCAUGUGGUCUUACGGAGAGAUCAUGUGCAAGGUGGUCCACCUCUCCAUUAAUGUCAACAUGUACACCAGCGUCUACAUGCUGGUGAUGGUGAACGUGGACCGCUACCUCGCGUUCGCUUUGACCACGAAGGCCAUGUGGCUUCGUCGGAAAAGCUACGCCAAGUUCAUUUGUGUCGUUCUUUGGCUGUUCGGUGUGGGAAUGGGAGCUCCGACAGUCUGCAUACAAAAACCGAAAGAUAUUCCAGCUCACCAAGCCGUCGAAUGCCACCUGGAUUAUCCCAACACAAGUUGGAAACUCGCUCAUCUUCUGCAGCUGAACCUGGUGGGCUUUGUUCUGCCACUCCUGGUCAUCACGUUCUGCUGCGUCAGUAUCAUCCGGGCUUUGAAGCAACGGAGACACAUCGGUUAUUGGGAGGACAGAAACGACAAGAAGGCUACGGUCCUGGUGUGCGCCGUCACCCUGCUCUUCCUCAUCUGCUGGGGUCCGUUUCACUUCGUGACUUUGAUAGACUUGCUUUGUGAUCUAAAUGUUUUGGAUGAGAAUGAGUGGUCUCACUUUCUAAACAUUGGAAGACACUGUUCUCUGUACCUUGCGUUCUCAAACAGCUGCCUGAACCCGGCGCUGUAUGUUUGCUCAGGAAAGUAUUUCAAAAGGAAAGUCAGCAGCAUCUAUAACAGAAGAAAACGCUCCUUGGAUGCGACUGCUUUACAGCGGACUGUUUUAACCUCUGCGACAACCGCCAAUCAAAUCGAGCCUGUUGAUACAUGAGAAAGACUAGUGUAAGAUUUUUUGCAACACUGCAAAUUGUGCUUCCAGUAUCAUUGCAAUUAUCAAGGUUGCCACUGUUUUUGACCAAACAAAUCUCCAUAAUAUUUCUCAAAUAUUUAAUCAAUAAUUUUAGAAACUAAUUUUAUUUUUACCCAAGUAGCUUAUUAGAUUUGUUUUAUUAAAUACAUGAAAUAAUUCAUUCAUUAACUAUAUAAU
This is a messenger RNA of Cyprinus carpio (common carp), 2120 nucleotides long. Its product is annotated as B2 bradykinin receptor-like. Gene Ontology annotation, cellular component: membrane. Lineage: Eukaryota; Metazoa; Chordata; Actinopteri; Cypriniformes; Cyprinidae. The record is from RefSeq and is a predicted model, not a curated record. Gene Ontology annotation, biological process: neutrophil chemotaxis; G protein-coupled receptor signaling pathway; immune response. Gene Ontology annotation, molecular function: bradykinin receptor activity.